Molecule: messenger RNA, 705 nt
Organism: Phytophthora nicotianae INRA-310
Lineage: Eukaryota; Oomycota; Peronosporomycetes; Peronosporales; Peronosporaceae
Exons: 1
Coding region: 27-632 (201 amino acids)
Source: RefSeq, a predicted model, not a curated record
GUUCAUUUCACGCCUACUGGAUUUGUAUGCGAUCGGAAAUGCCGAAAAGCAAGUUGCUGGCUUUUGCGCUCGCUUUGUUGUCUAUCGCUGUUAAUACGCCUACUUGGGAGCGUUAUUUCAGCGAAUUGGCUUUGAUCCAUAUUGCGAAGAGGAACAGGAUGUCACCUGAGAAGGCAAGGAAACUGGCUUUGGUUCGUAAGCAAGUGCGAGAAUUUGAUACUGAAGUCGGUCCCUCCAAGGUCGCCAACACUACACGAUUGAUUGAUCCUACAGAGCGCACCCGGCUAAGAGACAGAGACGAUGUUUUUGAGUGCAAUGAAACCGAAGAUGACACCGAAGAAGAAAGCGUUGUCGGGCCAGACACUGCAUUUGAGUACUGGCAGUCCGUACUCUGCGAGUUGGAGGGCGACGACGAUGCACCAGUUACUCUUGCUAUCGAGCCAGAUAACACGAGCUCUCCCCAAUCUGCCGCUGCUGCCGCCGCUGCUGAAGAGAGACGCUUUGCCGCAGUUCUGGAAAAAAUUAAAUCUCAAUCUUCAGAGCCGAUCCCUGAGGCAGAUCGACGUGCAUUCCCGAAGCACAAUGACAGACUAUUUCCACAGGAAAUAAACGUUUCCAAGGCUGCGAGGUAAAACAUUUACUUUGGCAGAGCUGUCAAAGACAUCGAAUCCAGCAGCAACGCAAAAAGGUAUGUUAAUCUUGCCA